AUGUUCGACCAAAACAGUCUGCCCGAAAUAUCUAUCACCGAAACUAAGCCCACACUCUUGGCUUUAAUCAAGGGUCGCCGCUUCACCGGUCUUCUGGACUCUGGUGCUGACGUCUCGGUGAUACGCUCUGAUGAGUGGCCUACAGACUCGGAAACAGAGACCUCCCCAUCGGUAAGAGGUGUAGGAGGGAUUCAAACGGCUCGCAUCAUUCCGAAGUGCGGGGAAAACUCCGCCUUCCUUAGUUCAGACCCUCCGAGUCCUCCUGGGGGGCCGGGAGCCUCCGCGUCCUUCUCGCCUCUCUUUGCGGGCGCUUGUGGGGCGGCAUCCAUGGCUUUGGCUGGGCUCCCCCUGGUGCUUCUGGUGGGGGCGCUGGGCCGGAUCCCCGGAAGUGAAGGGGGGAAGGAGACCCCCGCCCAUUUCCUGCUCCAGUGGAAGCAUGGGUGCCUCUUCCUCAACGGGACGCAGCAGGUGCGGUACCUGAAUCGGUACUUUUACGACCGGCAGGAGUUUGUCCGCUUUGACAGUGACCUCGGGAAACACGUGGCCAUCACGGCAUUGGGGGAGGUGAUUGCGGAGACAAUGAACAGCGACAAGCAGUGGAUGCAGGUCCAGAAGGCCGAAGUGGAUCGUUUCUGCCGACACAAUUACGAUGUCGGCAGCUACGAGGUGGACAAGAGGGAGGAGCGAAUGAUCGGCCGGAGAG
Molecule: messenger RNA, 703 nt
Organism: Pseudonaja textilis
Lineage: Eukaryota; Metazoa; Chordata; Lepidosauria; Squamata; Elapidae
Source: RefSeq, a predicted model, not a curated record